GCUGGGCCUGCGAUGUGGAAGGGAAGAUGUGCAAACAUACACACACACACACACCGUACACAAAGUGACUACCUUACAUUCUUGGAUUUUGACAGCAUUUGUACAGACAGACUGACAGUUUCGGGACAUUUCACAGAGGGAAACGAACCGAGGACAACUUCACUUUAUCCAGUACAGCUGGACCUGAGCUGAUUUGUCAGCCUUGUGUAGGUUUGGUUUUCACCCCCCAAGUCUCCUCUGGAUAUCAGCUGACCAUGGUGGUCUGAACAGAGGAAAGCCUGGCACAGUGUGUGUUCACUCUAACACAGCAAGGCUUGACCGAGAGAGGCGCAGAGACGGACCGAAGCAAAGAGAAAAGAAAAGAAAAAAGCCUACUUAAACACAACAUGUCUCAAAACAGAGAACUGGUGGCUUACUACAUAAACUAUAAACUCUCCCAGAGAAACUAUCCUCUCAACCACAUGGGACUCAUAGAGCCUCCGAACAGGACUGAUGGGGGGGAGGCGGGGUUGGUUGAGGAGCAGAGGGUAGCGACGCACGCCAACGGGACUUUGAACGGCACGAGUCCCGGCACCCCGCCAGCGUCCCCCGUACGGCAGCAACAGUUGGCGUCAACGACGAGCCUGGACGCGGUAAAAGAGGCCCUGCGGGACUCGGCCAACGAGUUUGAGCUGCGAUACGCCCGCGCCUUCAGCGAUCUGCACAACCAGCUGCACAUCACGCCGGCCACGGCCUACCAAAGCUUCGAGAACGUGAUGGACGAGGUAUUCCGGGACGGGGUCAACUGGGGCCGCAUCGUAGGGCUUUUUGCUUUCGGCGGGGCGCUGUGCGUGGAGUGCGUGGAGAAGGAGAUGAGUCCGCUGGUGGGCAGGAUCAUUGAGUGGAUGACGGUUUACCUGGACAACCACAUUCAGCCCUGGAUCCAGAGCCAAGGAGGAUGGGAGCGCUUUGCCGAAAUCUUCGGGCAGGACGCGGCGGCAGAGAGCCGGCGCUCUCAGGAGAGUUUCAAGAAGUGGCUGCUGGCGGGGAUGACCCUGGUGACCGGGGUCGUGGUGGGCUCCCUCAUCGCCCAGAAACGCCUGUGAAUGGAGCUGCACGCCAACCUUCCCCAACACUCAUGACCCUCUCCACCUUGCCUCCAUCACUAC
Messenger RNA from Perca flavescens (yellow perch), 1148 nucleotides. It is a transcript of the gene bcl2l1, whose product is annotated as BCL2 like 1. Lineage: Eukaryota; Metazoa; Chordata; Actinopteri; Perciformes; Percidae. Gene Ontology annotation, biological process: intrinsic apoptotic signaling pathway in response to DNA damage; release of cytochrome c from mitochondria; regulation of apoptotic process. The record is from RefSeq and is a predicted model, not a curated record. Gene Ontology annotation, cellular component: mitochondrial outer membrane. Gene Ontology annotation, molecular function: BH domain binding. The transcript has 3 exons. The coding region runs from base 387 to 1085 and encodes 232 amino acids.